AUGGCAUCCACCGAUAAACUAGUGACAAUGUCGGAUAUUGCUGAGUUAGCUAAAGACAAGGACAAAUGCAUCAUUAUUGUGGAUGAUAAAGUAUACGAUGUCACUAAAUUUCUUGACGAACAUCCGGGUGGCGAAGAAGUAUUGAAAGAACAACAUGGCCAAGAUGCAACAACAGCUUUUGAAGAUGUUGGACAUUCGAUUGAUGCUCGACAACAAAUGAUACAAUUUCAAAUUGGACAGUUACAACGAGUACGAGCACCAGUUAAUACGACAACAACUCCAGCAGUCGCAGCAACUUCAUGGACAAAAUUGAUUAUUCCGAUCGUGAUAGCCGUGUCAGCCGUUGUUAUUUAUAAACUAAUAGCUGGACAAAUGGGAGCCUCUUCUACAUCCUAA
Didymodactylos carnosus is the source of this 396-nucleotide messenger RNA. The record is from the annotation of a GenBank genome assembly. Lineage: Eukaryota; Metazoa; Rotifera; Eurotatoria; Philodinida; Philodinidae.